AGAGUAGCAGAGUCAGAGUAAGGGGGACCAGGAUGAAUACUUUGCUUCUUUCACUGCAAUUGCUGCUUGGCCUGGGAUUGGUCCAAGGGAUUCUCAGAGUGCCCUUGAAGAGACACAAAUCCCUACGGAGAACCCUGAGGGAAAAGGGCCAACUUUCCCAAUUUUGGGAGACUCACAAGUUGGAUAUGGUCCAGUUCAUUGUCUGUUCUCAAGACCAGAGUGCAAAUGAACCUCUCAUCAACUACUUGGACAUGGAAUACUUUGGAGUCAUCUCCAUUGGUUCCCCACCAACAAAAAGAAAUUUCACCGUCAUCUUUGACACAGGUUCUUCCAAUCUCUGGGUCCCUUCUGUGUACUGUGUCAGCCCAGCUUGCAAACCACAAUCAAUUCCGCCCUCUCAGUCCAGCACUUAUAUCGAGAAUGGGAACUCUUUCUCCAUCCAAUAUGGGACAGGAAGCUUGUCUGGAAUCAUUGGAAUGGACCAAGUUUCCGUGGAAGGGAUUACAGUCGCCAAUCAGCAAUUUGGAGAGAGUAUCAAUGAACCUGGAAGCACUUUUGUGAAUGCAGAGUUUGAUGGGAUCCUAGGGCUAGCCUACCCCUCAUUGGCUGUGGGAGUCACUCCCGUGUUCGACAAUAUGAUGGCCCAAAAUCUGGUGGAUAUACCUAUGUCCGUCUAUAUGACCAGGAAUCCAGAGAGCACCACUGGAAGUGAGCUCAUUUUUGGAGGUUAUGAUCACUCUCAUUUCUCCGGGAGUCUGAACUGGGUGCCAGUCACCAAACAGGGCUACUGGCAAAUAGCACUGGACAACAUCCAGGUGGGAGGCACUAUCAUGUUCUGUGCAGAGGGCUGCCAGGCCAUAGUGGACACAGGGACAUCCCUCAUCACAGGACCAUCUGAAAAGAUCAAACAACUGCAAAAUGCCAUUGGGGCAGUGCCAACAGAUGGAGAAUAUGCCAUGGAGUGUAAUAACCUCAACGUGAUGCCAGACAUCACCUUCACCAUCAAUGGAAUUCCUUACACCCUCCCCCCUAAAGCCUACACACUCACGGACUUUGUGGAUGGAAUGGAGUUCUGUACCAGUGGCUUCCAGGGCCUUGACAUCCAGCCCCCGGCUGGGCCACUCUGGAUCCUUGGGGAUGUGUUCCUUGGCCAGUUUUACGCUGUCUUUGACCGUGGCAACAACCUCGUGGGACUGGCCCCUGCUGUCCCCUAAUGUCAGGCUUUCUGUCCCCUGAGACACCUUAGACAAACUCCUUAGACCAAGCUCUCUUUUCCUCCCUUCUGAUAUACCUCCCCUCCUCCAAAGAAAGUUUCAGCUAUUUAGUCUGGAACAGAACCAGGCUGAGCAUGGGAAAACUCUAUCUCCAAGAAUUAAAAACUGUAUUGU
Monodelphis domestica (gray short-tailed opossum) is the source of this 1388-nucleotide messenger RNA. It is a transcript of the gene CTSE, whose product is annotated as cathepsin E. NCBI's taxonomy places the organism in Eukaryota, Metazoa, Chordata, Mammalia, Didelphimorphia, Didelphidae. Gene Ontology annotation, molecular function: aspartic-type endopeptidase activity. The record is from RefSeq and is a predicted model, not a curated record. Gene Ontology annotation, cellular component: endosome. Gene Ontology annotation, biological process: proteolysis; antigen processing and presentation of exogenous peptide antigen via MHC class II.